Molecule: messenger RNA, 1455 nt
Organism: Exophiala xenobiotica
Lineage: Eukaryota; Fungi; Ascomycota; Eurotiomycetes; Chaetothyriales; Herpotrichiellaceae
Exons: 4
Coding region: 1-1455 (484 amino acids)
Molecular function (GO): aldehyde dehydrogenase (NAD+) activity
Source: RefSeq, a predicted model, not a curated record
AUGGGUUUCAUCAAAAAGACACAAUUUAACACUGAAGGGGGCUUCUUGAAUAUAAUCAACGGCGAAAGGCGGUCCGGCUUACGAAAACACAAUGGCAUCAAUCCAUCGAACUUGGAACUGCUCCCGGAUGUCCCAAUAGCAUCCUCCCAGGAUGUGGAGGAUGCAGUCAGUGGUGCCAGAGCUGCCUUCAAGGAAUGGUCUGAAUUUGCGGUCGAGAGAAGGAAAGGGCUGAUAAAUCAAUUCAUCGAUGCCUUGGAGGCAUACGCUGAUCAAUUUGCUUGUUUGUUGACCCUCGAGCAAGGAAAGCCAUUUUCACAGGCUCAGGGAGAGAUCAAGACGGGCGUGUUCCGAGCACGGGAAUUGGCCAGCAUGGAGUUGUCUGAGGUGGUUGCAAACGAAGAUGAUCGUCGCAAAGCUCUUUUGUCCUAUGUACCUCUCGGAGUCUGUGCUCUAAUUGUGCCAUGGAAUUUCCCAGUCUCCCUCAGUGCCCAGAAGCUGGCAUCUGCCCUGGUAACAGGAAACACCGUCAUUCUUAAACCGUCACCGUUCACCCCAUACUGUUGUUUGAAGCUAGGGGAACUCGCUCAACAGUUCUUCCCGCCUGGAGUGUUUCAAGUCCUCAAUGGCGAUGACGAGGUCGGUCCUCGCCUGACUGCCCAUCCUGAUAUCGACAAAAUCAGUUUCACAGGGUCGAUUGCUACAGGAAAGAUGGUUAUGCAGAGCGCAAGUCGGACGUUGAAACGCGUAACCCUGGAACUGCAAGGACGAUCAUCUGCUACUUUUUGCUCGCGAAAUCUUGUCCUUGUCGCAAGACUAACUAGGUCCAUUCAGGUGGCUACCAUGUCAUUCGUAAACUCUGGCCAGGUUUGCAUUGGUGUGAAGAGAAUCUAUGUUCAAGAAAGCAUUUACGACAAAUUCCUCGCUGCCUUCGCCGAAUACGCAAAGUCUUUGAAGAUAGGGGAUGGUUUUGAGGAUGGCGUUUUUCUCGGCCCUCUUCAAAACAAACAGCAAUUUCAGAUAGCACAGAAAUUCCUCUCGGAUGUCGAGCUUCAGAAUCUGAAGGUUGUAUUAGGAGACACCCCAACGCCCGCUGGAUCUGGUCUGUACGUGUCGCCAACAAUCGUGGACCGACCCCCGGACACAUCUGAGCUGGUGACAGAAGAGCCUUUUGCACCGAUUGUGCCUUUGCUUUCGUGGAAAACCGAAGACGAGGUCAUCUCCCGGGCCAACAAUACCAAAACCGGGCUCGGGGGCUCUAUCUGGUCCAAGGAUAUCGCCACAGCGACAAGGAUUGCCCGGAGGCUACAAACUGGGACUACUUGGAUCAACGAGCACGCAGCACUUGAUCCUCGUGUACCAUUUGCUGGGAUAAGGGAAAGUGGGUACGGUGCAGAGCUGGGCAUUGAGGGACUCAAAGGGUUCUGCAAUAUCAAAGUGAUAUUUGUUCCAAAGUAG